AUGAGCGAGUUUCGGCACCUGAAUGUCGAUCAGUACGACGAGGAGGCCUUCUCUGCCGAGGAGCUAGCGCCGCAGGACCCGAGGUCGGACGAGGAACUGAGCCAGGUGGCGCAUGCCAAGCAAAGCGAUGUUCGUGCGCGUCUAUCGAGCGGCGACAUGGCCGGUGCGCUGCAUGUCGUGCUGGCCGACCCACCGACCGGCCAGCACGCCGUGCAUGCGCGCGAGACGACGCUAUCGAUGGUGCUGGAUAUCCUGAACUCUACACGCACGGUCGACAUCAUGCCAGCCGUGAAGGCUCUGGACGCCUCGGAGCGCGACACGCUGAUGAAAUACCUGUAUCGCGGCAUGGAACGAGGCCGAUCUGCGGCCUCGGUGAACUGUGCUGUGCUCCUGAGCUGGCACGAAAAGCUGACCCUCGUCGCUGGCACAGGGAGCAUCAUGCGUGUCAUGACAGAUCGCCGCAUGGUAUAG
This is a messenger RNA of Malassezia restricta, 471 nucleotides long. Its product is annotated as actin related protein 2/3 complex, subunit 5. Bases 1 to 471 code for a protein of 156 amino acids. Lineage: Eukaryota; Fungi; Basidiomycota; Malasseziomycetes; Malasseziales; Malasseziaceae. Gene Ontology annotation, cellular component: Arp2/3 protein complex; cytoplasm; actin cytoskeleton. Gene Ontology annotation, biological process: regulation of actin filament polymerization; Arp2/3 complex-mediated actin nucleation. The transcript has a single exon. The record is from RefSeq and is a predicted model, not a curated record. Gene Ontology annotation, molecular function: actin filament binding.